AUGGAUUGCCCAAGCACGAAAUUGAUCGACCUACUACGAGCUUGUCUACCGCGCUGGGAGGAAGAGUUGGAACAGAUCAAGGACCCAGAUGCUGCACUGAAUCAGAAACUGGCUUUGAUUCAUGAUCGAUCAAAGAGCAGAAUCGAAGAGUUUUCUCUUAACCAUCUACGAGAUGGUGUUGCUAUUGCUGCCCUCAAGCAAGCACUACUUUCCGAUGGUCGACAGAUCGAAAGGCUUGAGCUCGAGCGCAAAGACAAGAUGAAACAGCACCAGGAGCUCCAGAACGCAGAUGCUGAGGCAGUAGCAGGGAAGAUCAUAGGUGAUUUGGUCAACAUUCUAGGUCUUGACACGGCGCAGAAGCUGGCUCCGGUACUUUACUCUCGCCAGCCGGUGCAGGAGCCUGACCGCGAUCUGUGCGACAGCAACGAUGUGGAACGAGGUUCCAGGCGACCAAAGGCGGUUACCAAUACGGCAAUCUCCACGAGUGAUACAGGCUACAAUACAAGAAACAGACAAAAGUAUCGGCAAAGGCCAAGUCCAUCGGUGAAUGAACCUUGCAGUGGAGAAAGUAGUUCGGCGAAGAGAAAGCUCGCUUUGGAUGUAGACAACGAAAGGCCGCCUAAACUGCACCGUUCGGCCGGCACGAAAACUCAGCCUGCCAAAGCAUCCCGCUCCGACAGCGUAAGCCCUCCGUCGACACUUUCUAUCAGAUCCCCCGGUUCACAUCAGUACAGUAGCAUUGGAGGGAAAGCGCUUGCCAUAGACGCCAGGAGAGGCAUGACGACGCAAUCUAGGAAAAUCACGUUUGGAGGUGAUAGGACCGCACAGGUCACUGUCCACAGAGACUCCUCUAACGAGCUGUGGAUCUGCGCUGUGAAAUUUUCUCAAGGUCAGAAUACACGGAGAAUUGAUAACUUUAUGGGACGCUCGAUCAUUCCUGGUUUUCUCCAACUCGUCAAUCGCGACCACGCACAGGUAACGAACAGGCGAGAGCGUCAACAGUCAGCCCAGCAAGAGGCACAAGUGACAAGCCGAGCCCAAUUUGAUUCCAAAGACAAUGAACCAACACGCCCGGAUGUCGACAAGAAAAAGAAGUUCUAG
Messenger RNA from Fusarium coffeatum, 1101 nucleotides. RefSeq lists its product as uncharacterized. Lineage: Eukaryota; Fungi; Ascomycota; Sordariomycetes; Hypocreales; Nectriaceae. The record is from RefSeq and is a predicted model, not a curated record. The coding region runs from base 1 to 1101 and encodes 366 amino acids. The transcript is spliced from 2 exons.